AAAUGUCAACGGUUGAUGUCAUCCAAAACAAAAGUGGAAAAAACCAAGAUACUUGCAAAAUAAUAUUUUUAAAAUAAUUUUAAUUUAAUUUUGAACAAAUCAAUUUUGUGCCAUGUUCGGUAGAAAAAAACCCGAACCCCCAAAAAGACGAAAUCAUGAUUUGUCUCAGUUUGGUUUGACAGAAAUACCAGAUGAUUUUGAUCCAUCGGGUGGAGCACACGACGAUGGUGGUGAUAGUGACUUUGAGGCUGAACUCGCCGCCAUUGUGGGUGGCGGUGGUAAACAAAAACCCAAAGCUAAACCAAAACCUACACUUAUUCCAGCAUCAGAUUUAGACAAGAUGAUUUCUGAGAGUAUGCGAGACAUAGGUAGCGAUGAAGAAAUGUCCGAUGAUGAUGACGAUCCGGAACUCUUGGGAGAAUUGCAGGGAAUUGCUGGGGGCGCUUUAGAAGCCGACGAACCGAGUCCAUCGGAAGAAAGAGAAGCACAAGCUCAGCAGACGUUUCUCCCAACAACUACAACAGAUACCAUUUCAAUCAUUAAGACGCGUAUUGAAAUGUACAAGUUAGCUGAAGCUGCUGCCAAAAGUGCAGGUGAAUCAGCCAAAGCUCGUCGGUUUAAUCGUGGACUGAAAACUCUUAAUGAUUUGCUUAAGCAAUCUGUUGCUGGAAACUCUAUAAAUGUAGAUGAUAUUCCCCCAGAGGUGAGUGUUAAAUCUGCAAAACCUCCAGAGGAACCAUCUGCAGAGGCACAAGAACCUCCAAAGGUUCCUGCCAGGCAAGCACCAACAGUUCCAUCAAGACCAGCACCUGGACCUCCGCCUCCAGUAGAGAAAACACCUUCAGUAGAAGAAAAACCACUUGUAGUUCUGGAAGAACCUAAACCAGAAAAUCCGGUUUUGAUGAAACUCAAUGAUCGCAAGCAAGAGUAUAAGAUUGCUGCUCUAACAGCCAAACGCUCUGGAGAUACUGCUUUGGCUUUGCAGUUUGUUAAAGUCCUCAAACAAUUUGAUAUGGUUAUAAAACUCUGCGAGGAGGGAAAAGAAGUCGAUCUAAGUGAUAUGCCACCUCCUCCUAAUGAAUUUGCAGAGUUUCUAUCCAAAAUGCAAGCUGGAGCUGCUGAAGAGCCUACUAAAGUAGAAGAACCCACACCGGCGCCAGUUCCGGCACCACCAACACCUGAAGAACCACUUACAACAGCCACUACAAUUCUUGAAGCUCUUGAACAGCGUCUUCAAAAGUAUAAGUCUGUUGAAGAAGGGGCUAAAGCUGAAAACAACUCAAGCAAAGCUAGACGCUUUGGACGUAUAGUCAAACAGUACGAAGAUGCUAUUAAGAGCUAUAAAGCGGGUAGGCAAGUUGCCUUUGAUGAACUACCAACACCACCUGGGUUCGGACCUCUACCUGGAAGUGGUGAUGCACCACCAGCUGCACCAUCUACACCUGCAGCCACAUCUCCAGUACUGCCACCUAAACCGGCACCAGUUGUCACUCCCGAAGGAGAUGGUGAUAGUCUUGAAGAAACUCCCAAACCAUCGCAGAAACCUUCACCGAAAAAAGAACUGACUACUCGAAUGUCUGGAAAUCAACAUAGUACGAAUUUGGCCGAACAACAGAUGAAAAUUCUUUUGGAAAGACAAAAGGAAUUCAAAGUUGCGGCUAUUGAAGCAAAGAAGGCGGGGGAAAUCGAUCAGGCAAAGGAGUAUCUUAAAAUAUAUAAAGGUUUCGAGGGUUUGCUUAAUGCUGCUAGCAGUGGACUUCCGGUCGAUUUGAAUACGCUUCCUUUGCCACCGUCACAACGAGAAAACCUAGAAGCAUCAUUUGCAAUUGUCAAUCCAGGAGACUGUGAUCCAAAUGAUGAUAUAUCCGAUAUAAGUGUUAGAUUAGAAGAGCAAUUGGCUAAGCAACUUAUGAUGUGCAAAAAUACUAGAGAUCAUCACAAGGCCAUGGGUGAUAUUGCUGGAAUGAAUAGAUUCGAAAAUUUAGCAGUUACUGUUCAAAAAGAUUUAGAUCUACUUCGAUAUUCGAAAAGGAAAAAUUUAUCACUACCGAAAUUUCAUUAUGAACAAAAGAGUUUCAAUAUUGUUCACUGCAAUACAGAUCUAACUGAUAAUGAAGUUGAAAUUAUGGUUGUUCGAGGAAUAAACUAUAAUGUUCCCAAUCCAAAAGAUGUAGAUACUUAUGUUAAAAUUGAGUUCCCAUAUCCUCAGGAUGAUUUUUUCAAAGCUAAAAGUUCACUUGUUCGUGAUACAGACAGUCCGGAAUAUAAUCAAAGGUUUAGUGUUGAUAUUUUACGUUCUAACAGGCAAUGUCAAAGAAUAUUUAAACGUCAAGCAGUAAAAUUUGAAGUCUAUUCAAGAGGAUGCUGUGGAAUUUGUCGAAAAUUGCCAAUGUGUUGUUUCAGCGGUUUCCUGCGCUCGGACACACUUAUUGGAACUGUUAAUGCAAAACUGCAGCCACUAGAAACCAAAUGUGAAACACACGAUACAUAUGAUCUGAUGGAAGGACGAAAAACUGUUGGUGGCAAACUGGAAAUUAAAAUAAGAGUUAGGAAUCCAAUUCUUACUAAACAAAUCGAACAUGUUAAUGAAAAGUGGCUAAUUUUGGAUACAUAGAAGUGCUCUUCAUCGUGCAUUAUUUUUUAUUGAAUAUUAUGAAAUGAUUGACAUUAUUAUAGUUUUUCAUUUAUAAAAAAAAAAACAAAAAAAAAAAUACUGUUAUGUUGCUUAUAGAACAAAAAUG
This is a messenger RNA of Episyrphus balteatus (marmalade hoverfly), 2741 nucleotides long. RefSeq names its product coiled-coil and C2 domain-containing protein 1-like (gene l(2)gd1). Gene Ontology annotation, cellular component: nucleus. Bases 113 to 2614 code for a protein of 833 amino acids. The record is from RefSeq and is a predicted model, not a curated record. Gene Ontology annotation, molecular function: RNA polymerase II cis-regulatory region sequence-specific DNA binding; DNA-binding transcription repressor activity, RNA polymerase II-specific. NCBI's taxonomy places the organism in Eukaryota, Metazoa, Arthropoda, Insecta, Diptera, Syrphidae. Gene Ontology annotation, biological process: regulation of transcription by RNA polymerase II. The transcript is spliced from 7 exons.